This is a messenger RNA of Aureobasidium melanogenum CBS 110374, 1266 nucleotides long. RefSeq names its product Adenylosuccinate synthetase. NCBI's taxonomy places the organism in Eukaryota, Fungi, Ascomycota, Dothideomycetes, Dothideales, Saccotheciaceae. Bases 1 to 1266 code for a protein of 421 amino acids. The record is from RefSeq and is a predicted model, not a curated record. Gene Ontology annotation, biological process: IMP metabolic process; 'de novo' AMP biosynthetic process. Gene Ontology annotation, cellular component: cytoplasm. Gene Ontology annotation, molecular function: GTP binding; adenylosuccinate synthase activity. The transcript is spliced from 2 exons.
AUGUCUACAACCGUAGUUCUCGGUUCGCAGUUUGGCGACGAGGGCAAGGGCAAGCUCGUCGACCUCCUGUCUGAGAAGUUCAAGAUCACCGCUCGCUCUGCCGGUGGCCACAAUGCUGGUCACACCAUCGUCGUCAAUGGUGUCACCUACGACUUCCACAUUCUCCCUUCCGGCCUGGUCAACCCCGAGACCGUCAACCUUGUUGGUUCCGGAACUGUCGUCAGCGUGCCUCAGUUCUUCCACGAGCUUGAGCAGCUCGAGAAGCAUAACCUUGACUACAAGGACCGCAUCUUCAUCAGCGACCGCGCUCACGCCCUGUUCGAACUGCACUCGCUUGUCGAUGGUCUCGAGGAGGUUGAGCUCGGCAAGGACGCCGUCGGCACCACCAAGAAGGGUAUCGGCCCGUGCUACCAGACCAAGGCCGCUCGUACCGGUAUCAGAAUUGGCGAGAUCUUCGACAAGGAGCACAUGGACCACAAGCUGAGAACAUUGGCCUCCGCCUUCAAGAAGCGCUACGGCGACCUGUUGAAAUACGACGUUGAGGCUGAGAUCAAGAGAUACGACGAAUGGCGUCCUCGUCUUGCCGAGUAUGUCAUUGACCAGGUCCCAAUGAUCCAGCAGGCUGAGGCUACAAACACCCCCAUGCUUGUUGAGGGUGCCAACGCUCUGCUCCUUGAUAUUGACUGGGGAACCUACCCCAUGGUCACCUCCUCAAACACUGGUAUCGGUGGUGUCUUCACUGGUCUUGCCCUCUCUCCCUUCAAGUUGAAGGAGGUUAUUGGUGUUGUAAAGGCAUACCAGACCAGAGUUGGUGGUGGUCCUUUCCCCACUGAGCAGAUCAACGAGAUCGGUGAGAAGCUCCAGACUAUCGGCCGUGAGGUCGGUGUCACCACUGGCCGUCGCCGUCGCUGCGGUUGGCUCGACCUGGUUCUCCUCAAGUACUCGGCUGCCAUUAACCACUACACCUCGUUCAACCUGACAAAGCUGGACAUCCUUGACGACUUUGACGAGAUCAAGGUUGCUGUUGGCUACAAGGUUGACGGCAAGGAGGUUCCUUCUUUCCCUGGCACUAUUGACGCUCUCUCCAAGGUCGAGCCCAUCUACGAGACUCUGCCUGGUUGGAAGACCGACAGUACAAACAUCACCUCAUAUGAAGCUCUUCCCGAGAACGCCAGAAAGUACAUUGAGUUCAUCGAAAAGUACACUGGCGUUGGCGUCAAAUGGAUCGGCACUGGUCCCGCCAGAGAGGCCAUGAUCUUCCGAUAG